Molecule: messenger RNA, 2350 nt
Organism: Armigeres subalbatus
Lineage: Eukaryota; Metazoa; Arthropoda; Insecta; Diptera; Culicidae
Product: BTB/POZ domain-containing protein 6
Exons: 2
Coding region: 561-1832 (423 amino acids)
Molecular function (GO): protein binding
Source: RefSeq, a predicted model, not a curated record
UUUGUUCGAUUCGAUCAACAUCUUCUCCCGGUGCGGUUAUCUUGCGGAUGUACGGUGAGCCGUUUUCACUCAUACGGAACUUUCUCUGGUCGUUGCAUGCCUUUCUUUCAACUAUAAACGUCGCGUGCUCGCGGUGAACUACGAACCUGUGCCAUUAUUGCCUCGGUUAACAACACUGUUUUCAAUACGCAUGUGCUUUCGUGUUCUAAACUUAAAACAAACAUCAGAGGGCGAAUAAUCGAUUGGGUUUCCACUGUUCAUAAGUCGUUUUGAAUUGUACGGCAUUCAUUAUUCCACACAAUUCAAAUCAGUGACCGUGCAUAAAGUGAACCAGUGACAUCCCGUUACGUAAGCUUGUAGCUGUACUGCUGCACUUGGAUAUAAUAUUCUCGUUUGGCCACAACAACACACAGGCCGGACAUCGACAUUAAACAACAGCAAAAACAGCUACCUAUAUUUAUCUGCGUACAUCGUAGCAACAUCAGCGGAACAAAAACACCACGCGCCGAGGAGGCAGACGACAAUCGGAAGCCAUCUGAACCAGAGGCCGAACGGCAUAAAUGAGCAAUAAAACCGACACCAGUGCGGACAAGAUGGACGAAGAAGCGCCGGAUUUUAGUCAACGAUUCAACGAUAUGCGUCACCGUAACCAUCUGGUAGAUUGUUCCUUUCGUGUAGACGACAAACUAUACAACGGUCAUAAGUUGAUCCUGUCCGCUGCCAGUCCAGUGUUCGAAGCCAUGUUUUACGGUUCCCUAGCGGAAAAGCAGACGGUUAAAAUAUCCGAUAUUCGGCCGGUCGUGUUUGAGCGAAUGCUGGACUUCAUCUACGCAGGGACGGUGGAUUUUGACCGUAUUCUUCAUAUUGAAGAAAUUCUGGAGCUUUACUAUUGCGCACAAAAAUACAUGAUCGACAGUCUGCACAAGCAGUGCGUCAGCUAUUUUGGUCGAAGCAUAAAACCCAACAACGUUUUGAAAAUUCUCGACAUAGCUUAUAGAAUGAACCUGGAAGAUAUUAUCUUUUCGUGUUUGUGUGUCCUGAAACACUUCCUGACUUCCGGUAUGAGUCUCAGUAACAUCAUAUUGGAAAGUAAUCAUCAUCUAUCGAAGAGCUGUGUGGAUCUAAUUCUCGAGGACAACUAUGAGGUUAAGGAUAACAUCAUCUGUAUGAUUCGCGCCUGGUGCAUAACCGAAUGUGAGCAGCAACGUCUCGAAGUCAAUAGUGAUAGUUUGAAAACCGUUUUGCAAGAUAUCGAGCUUCCGGAAAAGCUAAAAGACACAAUCAUAGAUUGCAGUUAUACGAGUAUUCAGCCGAUAACGAAUGAAAACACGUAUCAUUGGACUCCUAUUCAAAGGAUCCACUAUAAAGCCGUAAGGCCUUUGAUAAUUGGCGAUUCAAUGAGCUUCGAAGCAAGUAUUACGUGUAACAGGUUCAUUGUUUUGAAAUCUUUAUCCGUCAACAGUAGACUGACUCCUCAGUUGCUUCCUAUGGAUAAACACCGUGAUACUUACACGGAGAACAUUGCGGUUGAGAUCUGCUCAAAGUUCAACGGGAAGGUUGACUCAAUCUACCAGGAGCAGCAUCUAGUGUGUGAUGUGCCAUUUAACAGCAGCUUAGAUCUGAAACUGGAGAACCCAAUUGUGCUGUUUCCAGACAUUGCUUAUCUAAUACGACUAAAGUGGGGACCGGGUAGUCUUGGUUACGAGUACCCCCGAAACAUUUUAUCUUCGUACGGUAAAAGCAAGCAGUUUAGAGUUAACUUCAGUGAGAAUAUCUACGUAGAAACAGAAGGUAGUAUUUUACAUGGAAUCGUUUGUGAUUUGUAUAAGUAAUUAAUUAAAUAGAUUUAGGUUUUACGUCCUUUUCGAAUGACAAGCAUUGAAGGUAACUAGUGGGAAAUAAUUCAUGUUGACCCAAAUAAAAUAAUUUGUUUAUAGCUCAGAUCAAAAGAAAACUUCAUAAUACACGUUUUGGCGUUUUGUUCAUUCUACAGUUUCGUUUAUCGUAAAACUACUCGAAAUAUUAUUUUACCUUGGGCGUGAUAGUAAAAAUUCUCUAAUAAUGUCAAUUGAUGCUUAGUAAUGAACUGAGCCUUAACCAAAAAACAUUAAUUGGGUCAAACUGAACAUUACAGCACUGAUGUUAAUGAUUAAAAUAUUAAGAAUUUAAAUGUCUAAGAAGUGAGAAAAACUAAUUGUUCUGAAAUGUUCGAUAACAUAUAAAAUAGAUUUUCAUCAUUAAAAAUACUUUUAAAUUAUUGGAACAAAUAUUGUAUAAUUACCUGUAUCAGAUAAUUUGAACCUACUUGAAAUUCUGAUUAAUGCAGAAAAAUAAAAAUGGAUAUGCAAAA